This is a messenger RNA of Rangifer tarandus platyrhynchus (Svalbard reindeer), 1032 nucleotides long. The record is from the annotation of a GenBank genome assembly. NCBI's taxonomy places the organism in Eukaryota, Metazoa, Chordata, Mammalia, Artiodactyla, Cervidae.
AUGAAGAGGAAAUCCCAGGACUGCAAGUCCAGAUUGCCAGACAACUCUGCGGUGAAGCAGCAGCAGUUGCCUGCCUUCCGGCUCCAGCUCUCAGCCAACGAGAUCCUCUCUGGCUUUUUUGCCACAGGGGUCUUCUGCCUUGGCAUGGGCGUCAUCCUUCUGUUGUCUGCAAAGAGCAUCAGAGAAAUAGAGAUUAAUUAUACAGAAAAAUGUGCAAGUUGUGCAAAACUGAGAGAAGAUGCCACUAAUUUUGACAAAGAAUGCAGCUGCUCUAUUUCCUUUUACCUUCCACAGAAAAUGGAGGGUAAUGUUUAUCUGUACUAUAAAUUGUAUGGCUUCUAUCAGAACCUCUAUCGGUAUAUUCUGUCCAGAAGUAAUAUCCAGCUGGUGGGUACGGAUGUAAAGGAUGUUAGAAACUGUGCUCCGUUCAAAACCUCUGACAAAGGGCUCCCCAUUGCUCCGUGCGGUGCAAUUGCCAACAGCCUGUUCAACGACACCUUCGUUCUUCUGUACAACUCUGAUUCAUCUACACAGAUCGAAGUCCCAAUGAUGAGGACUGCGACUGCAUGGUGGACAGACAAGUACGUCAAGUUUCAGAACCCAACUUACCAAAAUCUUUCUCAUGCAUUUGAAGGAACUGCAAAGCCUCCGAACUGGCCUAAGCCUGUCUAUGAACUAGAUGAAGAGGACCCAAGGAACAACGGCUUCAUCAAUGAUGACUUCAUCGUGUGGAUGCGGACAGCCGCCUUUCCCACUUUCAAGAAACUGCACCGCCGACUCCAUCGAAUAGACAAUUUUACCGAAGGCUUACCUGCUGGUAGCUAUAGUUUCAUCAUAAACUACAACUUUCCCGUAAGCAGGUUCCAAGGACAAAAAGCACUUGUUCUCUCCACCCUGACGUGGAGUGGAGGCAGCAGCCUUUUCUUAGGCCUCGCCUAUCUGGUGACGGGAGCUGUGACUUUGUUGGCCUUCUUUUCCAUGAUGGCAGUUCACCUGAAGCUGAAAGAAAGGAAAACGUUCUUCCUCCAGUAG